Messenger RNA from Histoplasma capsulatum G186AR, 607 nucleotides. RefSeq lists its product as uncharacterized. The transcript has 4 exons. The record is from RefSeq and is a predicted model, not a curated record. Lineage: Eukaryota; Fungi; Ascomycota; Eurotiomycetes; Onygenales; Ajellomycetaceae. Bases 308 to 607 code for a protein of 99 amino acids.
GUUGUAGCUUCAUUCCUUCCUUCACUUAAUACUCCACAGGAAAAGUAGACCAUCGUAUGUGUUGUUGUGUUUGCGUUUGACGUGGUUUUCCCGGCGACAUCUUUCUUCCGAGUUUCCUCAUAGCUCUAGCUGAACCUCAUCUCAUCAUCUCGCUCAAAACCAUCUUUCUCCGUCUCCGACACCAAUACCACAAUCUCAACAACAACCACCUACUUCUUCUCCCUUAUCGCCUAAUCAUUCUAUCUUCUAAUUUCCUUGUCGGAAACUUUCACUUUCAUCCGUCUGUUUUCCCUCGUGCCAUUCCAACAUGUCUGCAGAACCUGAUCACGCUAAGCACAAGGUCAACUUGACCGACCCCUCGGGUGCAGAAAAACAUGAGGAGCUUGACACAUCCACAGCCAUUCUAAAAAAGAAGAAAAAGCCAAACACCUUACUUGUUACUGAUGCUGUUAACGAUGACAACUCAAUCAUUGCGCUUUCCAACAACACCAUGGAAACACUCCAGCUGUUCCGUGGUGACACCGUCCUGGUCAAGGGGAAAAUGCGAAGAGAUACUGUUCUGAUUGUCUUGGCUGAUGAUGACCUGAUGAUGGGAGCGCUCGUGUAA